Messenger RNA from Triticum turgidum subsp. durum (durum wheat), 1311 nucleotides. The record is from the annotation of a GenBank genome assembly. Lineage: Eukaryota; Viridiplantae; Streptophyta; Magnoliopsida; Poales; Poaceae.
AUGGGCAUCACGGUGACGGUGAGGCGGGCGACCAUGGUGAGGCCAGCCAAGGAGUUGCCGCGGUCUCGGCUAUGGAACUCCCACCUCGACCUGCUGGUGCCGCGCUUCCACACGCCAAGCGUCUACUUCUACCGCUGCCCUGAGGAGGGGCCGCCGGAGGGGUUUUUCGACGCCGAGCGGAUGCGGCGAGCGCUAGCUGACGCGCUCGUCACCUUCUACCCGAUGGCCGGCCGCCUCGCCCGGGACAAGGACGGGAGGAUUGAGAUCGACUGCAACGGGGAGGGAGUGCUCUUUGUCGAGGCCGACGCGCCCGAAGCCACCGUCGCCGACUACGGUGACUUUGCGCCCACCAUGGAGCUCAAGCGACUCAUCCCGGCUGUCGAUUACACGGACCAAAUAUCAUUCCCACUCGUCCUGCUCCAGGUGACCUAUUUCAAGUGUGGGGGUGUCUCCCUCGGUGUUGCCACACAACACCAUGUCGCUGAUGGCAUGUCCGGCUUGCAUUUUAUUAACUCAUGGUCCAACCUCUGCCGUGGAGCUAAAAUUGCAGUCAUGCCCUUCAUCGACCGCACCCUCAUCCGCGCUCGAGACCCUCCGACUCCAUGUUACCCACAUGUUGAGUACCAUCCAUCCCCAGCCAUGUUGUCAUCCAAGCCCCAGGAUGUCUCUUCUCCUGACACUGCUGUUGACAUCUUCAAGCUCACCAGCUCAGACAUUGGCCGCUUGCGCUCGCAGCUUCCCACCGGCGACGACAUGCCACGGUUGAGCACGUACACAUUGCUGUCUGCGCAUGUGUGGCGUUGUGUCUCUCUUUCACGUGGCUUGCCAUCUGAUCAGCCCACCAAGUUGUAUUGUGCCAUUGAUGGGAGGAAACGGCUGAAGCCGCCGCUACCGGAUGGUUUCUUAGGCAACGUUUUGUUCACCGCCACACCGAUCGUCGAGGCAGGCAAGGUGACCAGAGGGCUGGCGGAUGCAGCAAAGAUAAUCCAAAUGGAGCUAGAUAGGAUGAACGAUGACUACUGCCGCUCAGCAUUGGACUACCUUGAGCUGCAACCUGAUUUAUCGGCCUUGGUCCGAGGAGCACAAACCUACCGUUGCCCUAACCUCGGAAUCACCAGCUGGGUGAACCUGCCCGUCCACAAUGCAGAUUUCGGAUGGGGACGGCCGGUGUUCAUGGGUCCUGGCGGCGUCGCAUUUGAGGGGCUCGCCUACGUCCUCCCAAGCGCACACAAUGACGGGAGCUUGUCCAUCGCCAUCUCUUUACAGGCCGACCACAUGAACAAGUUCCGACAGUUGAUCUUGGCACUGUAA